AUGGCGGCGUGGCUGGGCCGGUUGUCUUUGGGAAAUGCCUGGUACAGCAUGUACUCCCGCCUACUACGGACCAAGCCUGUGGGCUCUAUGGCUCACAGCUCAGACGAGGUUACUGAGAUGGAAGAGGGGUCUGUGGUUGGACUGGCAAAAGUUCUGACCACUGUGGACUUGGUUUCGCUCGGGGUGGGCAGCUGUGUCGGCACAGGGAUGUAUGUGGUUGCUGGACUGGUUGCCAAGGCGAUGGCUGGGCCAGGGGUCAUCCUGUCUUUCAUCAUUGCAGCUGUGGCAUCCGUACUGUCAGGAGUGUGCUAUGCAGAGUUUGGUGUCCGGGUCCCCAAAACGACCGGCUCGGCCUACACAUACAGCUAUGUGACAGUUGGGGAAUUCGUGGCGUUCUUCAUCGGAUGGAACCUGAUCCUGGAGUACCUGAUAGGCACAGCAGCAGGGGCCUCCGCUCUCAGCAGCAUGUUUGACUCUCUGGCCAAUCACAGCAUCAGCAAUUACAUGAUAACACAUCUGGGCACGCUCAGAGGACUCGGUAAGGGCGAGGACACGUAUCCUGACCUGCUGGCCCUGUUCAUCGCCCUGCUGGUCACAGGGAUCAUAGCGCUUGGUGUGAGGAACUCUGUUGGCUUCAAUAACAUCCUGAAUGUGGUCAACAUGGUGGUCUGGGUCUUCAUAAUCAUGGCCGGACUGUUCUUCCUCUCAGCAAGUAACUGGGAGAGUGGCAAAUUCUUGCCAUAUGGCUGGUCAGGGGUGAUGCAAGGUGCAGCAACAUGUUUCUAUGCCUUUAUCGGCUUCGACAUCAUUGCAACGACAGGAGAGGAGGCGAAAAACCCCAACACCUCCAUCCCCUAUGCCAUCACUGCCUCACUGGUCACCUGCCUCACCGCCUAUGUGUCGGUGAGUGUGAUCCUGACUCUCAUGGUUCCCUACAACCUGAUCGAUGGCUCGGCUCCUCUGAUGGAGAUGUUUGCUGUGCACGGCUUCAUGUGGGGGAAGUACACGGUGGCUGUUGGCUCCAUCGCUGGUCUCACUGUUUCCCUGCUGGGCUCCCUGUUCCCGAUGCCCAGGGUUAUUUAUGCCAUGGCCCGGGACGGACUGUUGUUCAGGUUCCUGUCGCAUGUGUCGGCGCUCACACACACUCCCACUGUGGCAUGUGUUGUGUCUGGAAGCCUGGCAGCCAUCCUUGCUCUGCUGGUGAGCCUCAGAGACCUGAUCGAGAUGAUGUCCAUUGGCACUCUGCUGGCUUACACUCUGGUUAGUGUGUGUGUGCUGUUACUGCGCUACCAGCCCGACCAACAGAUCGACACACACCAGUUUAACUCUGAGGAAGACAUCAAUGGCCUGAAGUUCCAAGAUGGUGAACCUGUUUCCACAAAAGACGACCAGACACUUUAUGGAGAAUCAGAUCAUGACGGGUCAUCUUCUUAUCACACUGGUGGGACUGAAGGGGAGGGAGACGGCUCUGAUUUCCACACAGGCCAUGCCUCGCUGAUGAAAAGGCUUCUGGGAGGUCAUUACUACACCCUGAGACUUCGGUUAGGAAUGCCUGAUUCUUCAGCACGGCCCACCCCUGCUUCUGGCCGCAUAGUGACCAGAUGCACCCUCCUCUUCUUCUUCACAUCCUUCCUCCUGUGGUCCACUGUCAUAUUUGGUGUUGAGCAGGGCACAGGGGCCGGAGCAGUGUUUUCAGGUCUGAUGGCCGUACUGAUGGUUGGAUCCUUGGCAAAGCUUUUGAUUCUGAUCAUACAACAGCCAGAGAGCACACGGAGGCUGCCCUUCAUGGUGCCAUGCGUGCCCUUCAUCCCUGCAGCGGCCAUAUUGGUCAACAGCUACCUCAUGCUCAAACUGUCUCCACUCACCUGGGCCAGGUUCAUCAUCUGGUGCCUCAUAGGUCUGCUCAUUUAUGGUUGUUAUGGAGUGUGGCACAGUACACUGGAGCUAAAUGCCCGUGAGCAGCAGGCGCACUCCAGCUCCUACCAGCGCUAUGAUGACCACCUGGAUGACACCUUCUCUGCUGACGUGUACCCCCAGGAACAGGAUGAGAGGCCAUACCAGGGUUGGUCUGCCCCAGAUGAGAGGGGAUACCACAACCAACAGCAGAACCAAGGUGAUGACCAAGAAAGCGAGCAGCAGAGCCAAUAUGAGGAUGAUGGCGAGCAGUACGGGUACCAGUCUGGAGCAGGAGACCAGGAUACAAGGGGCAACAGCAAGUCCAGAGGAAGGACCAAUUACGGAUUUGAUGAAGAUGACUGAACUAAGGAAGUUUCAUACUUUUCCAUCCACCAAAAAAGGAAAGAAUCCCAAAAUCUGCAAGCAUGGAUAAAAUGUUUAAUUCUGCAUGUGAUUCUGAAUGAAAUGAAAUCCUACUGAACAAGAUUUUAUGUUGAUAUUAACUAAUGAAGCGCACUGCAGCUGCAGAAGCUUCGUAGUUUGUGAGAUUGGUCCCGUCUUCCUUCACAGCCCAAUAACCCUGCUCUGCCGUGUUAGUGCUGAAGCUAAGCUCAUAUUACAUGUUGUUGUGGUUCAACAUUUGGCCUGAUAUUAUUCCUGUGUGGUGUGAAUGAAGAAAAACUGAUAUGAAUCACUUCCGUCAUUAUUCAGUGGAUUACAUGUGGAGGAAGGCAGUGAUGAUGAUGAUGGAAAAAUGACAAUGUUUCAGGUUUC
Melanotaenia boesemani (Boeseman's rainbowfish) is the source of this 2670-nucleotide messenger RNA. RefSeq names its product solute carrier family 7 member 14b (gene slc7a14b). NCBI's taxonomy places the organism in Eukaryota, Metazoa, Chordata, Actinopteri, Atheriniformes, Melanotaeniidae. Gene Ontology annotation, molecular function: amino acid transmembrane transporter activity. Gene Ontology annotation, biological process: amino acid transport; transmembrane transport. Bases 1 to 2259 code for a protein of 752 amino acids. The record is from RefSeq and is a predicted model, not a curated record. Gene Ontology annotation, cellular component: plasma membrane. The transcript has 7 exons.